Macrosiphum euphorbiae (potato aphid) is the source of this 2925-nucleotide messenger RNA. The record is from the annotation of a GenBank genome assembly. Lineage: Eukaryota; Metazoa; Arthropoda; Insecta; Hemiptera; Aphididae.
AUGGAAAUUUCAACUAAUAAUAUAAAUAAUUUGGUGAAAUGCCUCCAAGCCACAUUAAGUCCUGAUCCAAGUGAACGCAAACAAGCUGAAAACUUCUUACUUUCAAUUGAAUGUAAUAAAAAUUAUCCAUUAUUAUUACUUCACAUUAUCAGUGCACCGAAUGAUGUGAAUGUGGAUUUGGUCAAGCAAAUUGGAUCAGUUACUUUUAAGAACUAUAUAAAACGAAAUUGGCUUAUCGAUGAAGACACAUUGCAAAGCAAAAUUCAUCAAGAAGAUCGCUUAUUAAUAAAAGAACAGAUUGUGACUGUUAUGUUGAAUGCUCCAGAUGCUGUUCAGAAGCAGUUAAGUGAUGCUAUUUCACUUAUAGGAAAAUAUGAUUUCCCAGAUAAUUGGCCAAAUUUAUUGACAACAAUUAUUGAAAACUUUGCUGCAUUUGCUAAUGCACCAACCAGUGAUCUAGCACCUAUCAAUGGAGCAUUAGAGACAGCGCAUUCAUUGUUUAGAAAAUAUAGAUUUGAGCUUAAAUCUCAGAAGCUUUGGACAGAAAUAAAAUUUGUGUUAGACACCUUAGCUAAACCUCUUACUGAAUUAUUUGUUCUUACUAUGAAUUUAUGUGAAGUGUCAAAGGAUCCUAAAGUUUUUAAUGUAAUACUUGUACUGACUAAAAUAUUUUAUUCGUUAAAUUAUCAGGAUCUUCCAGAAUUUUUUGAGGAUAAUAUGCAAAUUUGGAUUAGUAAUUUCCAAAAAUUGCUAGAAUUAGAAAUUAAAGAAUUAGAAACUCAGAGCGAUGACGAAACUGGUAUACUGCAUCAAAUUCAAUCACAAAUUUGUGAAAACAUAUCGUUAUAUGCACAAAAAUAUGAAGAAGAGUUUUCAUCUUAUAUGCGAUCAUUAGUUACAGUUAUUUGGACAUUAUUGAUUAAAACUGGAUCACAACCAAAAUAUGACACACUUGUUAUAAAUGCCUUGCAAUUUUUGUCAACAACUGUUAUCAAGCCUCAGUAUCGCGAUCUCUUUGAUGAUCCAUCAGUUUUCUCAGCUAUUUGUGAAAAAGUUGCUAUUCCUAAUAUGCAAUUUAAAGCAUCAGAUGAGGAAUUAUUUGAGGACAAUCCAGAAGAAUAUAUUCGAAGAGACAUUGAAGGAUCUGAUGUGGAUACUAGAAGAAGAGCUGCGUGUGAUUUAGUUAAAGCACUUUCAAAGGAGUUUGAACAAGUUACUAUGUCUUCAUUUGGUUUAUAUGUGAAAUCCAUGUUGGAGCAAUAUGCAGUUAAUGAACAAAAUUGGCGUAGUAAAGAUGCUGCAAUGUUUUUGGUAACAACACUUGCAUCAAGAGGAAGUACUCAACGUCAUGGUACAACUAAAAUUAGUGAACUUGUUAAUAUAGAAGAGUUUACUACUUUGCAUGUAUUACCUGAACUAACAAAACCAAAUAUUAAUGGUAUGCCUGUUAUGAAAGCUGAUGCAAUUAAAUAUAUAGUGACGUUCCGUAGUGUAUUACCUCCUCAUCUUAUUGUUAGCACAUUACCUGCACUUACAAAGCUUUUAGAAGCUGAGAGUGUAGUUGUUAGAAUUUAUGCUGCAGCUGCAAUUGAUAAAAUUUUACUUUUGAAACAACCUGACACUAAAACUCCAGUGAUUGAUGCAGCCACAUUAACUCCUUUUGCAGAACAACUAAUAAAAUCUCUCUUUGGAAUUUUAACAAAACCCGGUUCGGAAGAAAAUAGCCACACAAUGAAAGCUAUAAUGAGAACAUUUUUCACACUGAAACAACAAAUAAUUCCUCUUUUGGCUGAACUUUUACCUGUCCUGACUGACAAACUUACUAUUGUUGCUCGUAAUCCUAGUCAACCAGAAUUCAAUCAUUUUCUCUUUGAAACCAUUUCAUUUUGUGUAAAACUAGUAUGCACUGUAACACCCGAAGGAGUUGGUUCAUUUGAAGGAGUAUUGUUUCCUAUAUUUCAAAUAAUAUUGCAGCAAGACAUUUUGGAAUUUAUGCCAUAUACAUUCCAAUUGUUGGCUCAGUUACUUGAAUUCCACAGUCCCGGCAAUGUGGGUGACACUUAUACUAUAUUAUAUCCAUUUUUAUUGACACCAGUGCUGUGGGAGAAAACCAGUAAUAUUCAUCCAUUAGUUAGGCUCUUAAGAUCAUAUGUGCGUAAAACUUCCCCAGAAAAUUUUGAGAAAUCUUUAAACCUGAAUGGACUUUUAGGUGUGUUCCAAAAACUUAUUGCAUCAAAAUCACAGGAUCAAGAAGGAUUCAGAUUACUGAAAACAAUAAUAGAGCAUUGUCCUAUGGAAGUAUUACAAUCGCAGAUGAAAAAUAUAUUUGUUCUUUUGUUUCAACGACUAACUUCAUCUAAAACUACCAAAUUUAUACGAGAACUUAUUGUGUUUAUAUUCUUCUGUGUCAUAAAAUAUGGAGCAUCAUUUAUGGUGGAUCUCAUAGAUUCAAUUCAAAAUGGUAUGUUUGGUAUGCUGUUGGAGAAAAUCAUGUUACCUGAUGUUCAAAAAGUAACUGGAAAUAUUAAUAAAAAAAUCACUGCAGUUGGCAUCAUAAAGGUACUUACAGACACUCAAAAGCUAAUUGAUGGACCUUACGCACAAUUUUGGGCUCUACUCCUUCAAUCUGUUGUUUGCUUGUUUGAACUUCCAGAAGAUGAAACUGUCUAUUCUGAAGACAGAUUAUUACAAGAUGACAAUGAUAAUUCAUAUGAAGCUGGCUACUCACAACUUGCUUUUGCAAGCGAAACUGAAUAUGAUCCAUUAGAAGGAGUGGAAGCAAAAAUGUUCCUAGGUCAAUCAUUAACCAAACUCAUGAACCAAUUACCUGGACGAGUUUCUAUACUAAUGAGUCAAGGAAUUACUGAAGAGCGGCGUGCACAAAUUCAAAACUAUCUAAUUAGUCUCAAUGUGCAAAUUAUGUGA